This is a messenger RNA of Molossus molossus (Pallas's mastiff bat), 1767 nucleotides long. RefSeq names its product arylsulfatase F-like. Gene Ontology annotation, molecular function: arylsulfatase activity. The record is from RefSeq and is a predicted model, not a curated record. NCBI's taxonomy places the organism in Eukaryota, Metazoa, Chordata, Mammalia, Chiroptera, Molossidae. The transcript is spliced from 10 exons.
AUGACGCUCAGGGGGUGCGUGGUGUCCCUGUCUUGGAUGUGGUUCCUCGUAAACAUGGCUCAGUCCCAAAGGGCGGAAGAUGACAAGCCGAAUAUUGUCCUGAUAAUGGCGGAUGACCUUGGGAUUGGAGACCUGGGCUGCUAUGGUAACGAUACCAUCAGGACCCCUCACAUCGACAGCUUAGCUAGAGAAGGGGUGCAGCUGAACCAGAACAUCGCCGCAGCCUCCGUGUGCACCCCAAGUCGGUCUGCUUUUCUCACGGGAAGGUACCCCAUCCGAUCAGGAAUGGUUUCCAAUGGAAUUAAACGUGUCCUCAACCCCCUUGGCGUCCCUGGUGGACUCCCAACUAAUGAAACAACCUUUGCAGACUUAGUCAAGAGGCAAGGAUACAGCACAGGAAUUAUCGGGAAAUGGCAUCAGGGCUUAAACUGCCGAUUCAGAAAUGACCACUGCCACCAUCCGUCUAAGUAUGGGUUUGAUUACUUCUACGGCAUGCCAUUCACUCUCUUUGAGCCUUGCUGGCCGGAUCCUUCACGGGACACGGAAUUAGCCGUCAACCACAAAGUCUGGCUCAUUGUGCAGCUGGUCCUCGUGGCUGCGCUCACCCUCACUGUAGGGAAACUGAGGCGCUUGAUCUGGGUUCCCUGGUCCCUCAUCCUCUUCAUGGUUCUUCUUAUUUGUCUCCUGAGCUACUCUUGGUUAUCCAGUUACACAUCUUCUCUGUACUGGGAUUGCAUCCUCAUGCGUGAGCACAAAAUUACAGAGCAGCCCAUGAAGGCAGCAAGAGCAGGGUCCAUCAUGGUGAAGGAGGCGAUUUCGUUUUUUGAAAGGCACCGUGAAGGACCCUUCCUCCUCUUCUACUCCUUUCUUCAUGUCCACUCGCCUUGCCCCACGACAAAGGACUUCAUUGGCACCAGCAAGCACGGCUUAUAUGGGGAUAACGUGGAGGAGAUGGACUUCUAUGUGGGCAAACUUCUUGCUGCCAUUGAUGAUCUGGGGCUGAGGAAUCACACACUGGUCUUCUUUGCAUCAGACCACGGAGGCCAUUUGGAGGCAAGGUUGGGCCACACCCAGCUUGGUGGAUGGAAUGGGAUAUACAAAGGCGGGAAAGGCAUGUCAGGCUGGGAAGGUGGGAUCCGUGUGCCUGGACUUUUCCGAUGGCCCGGAAAAUUGCCAGCUGGCAAAGUGAUUGAGGAACCUACAAGCUUGAUGGAUAUCCUACCCACUGUAGCAGCUUUGUCAGGAGGGAUUGUUCCUGAGGACAGGGUGAUUGAUGGCCGAAACCUCAUGCCCUUGCUUCAGGGGAAGGUACAACAUUCUGAGCAUGAGUUUCUGUUUCACUACUGUACUAAGUUUCUCCACGCCGCGCGAUGGCACCCAAAGAACAGUGAAGCAGUGUGGAAGGUUCAUUAUGUGACACCCAUAUUCCAGCCUCCAGGAGCUCAGGCCUGCUAUGAGACCCUACUUUGUCAAUGUGCAGGGGAAAAUGUCACCUACCAUGACCCUCCCUUGCUGUUCGAUCUCUCCCGAGACCCUUCCGAGUCCACCCCGCUGACAAGUGACACAGAGCCGCUCUAUGACUUGGUGAUCAGCACGGUGGCUGAUGCCCUGAUGGAGCACAAGAAAUCCAUCACCCCAGUUGAGCUGCAGCUUGGUCCAGAACUGAAUCAUGAACGUGUGUCACUGAAGUCCUGCUGUGGGGUGUUCCCAUUCUGUCUGUGUGACAAGGAGGAGGGAGAAGGGAACAUACUAUGAAGCAGCGAUUGA